Mercenaria mercenaria is the source of this 1048-nucleotide messenger RNA. RefSeq names its product cadherin-23-like. The annotation marks the transcript as partial. The record is from RefSeq and is a predicted model, not a curated record. Gene Ontology annotation, molecular function: calcium ion binding; cadherin binding. The transcript is spliced from 10 exons. Gene Ontology annotation, cellular component: catenin complex; membrane. Gene Ontology annotation, biological process: homophilic cell-cell adhesion. Lineage: Eukaryota; Metazoa; Mollusca; Bivalvia; Venerida; Veneridae.
AUUUUCAGACUGACAGAACUUGACAUAUCCGGAGGCGUCCAGCAACUACACCUGGACUGUAAAGAUGUGCCAAGUAUUACACAGAUGUGUCCUUCUACUUUCAUUUUUGACACAAGUUUUAUGCAACAAUGGGCCUAUAUUUUCACAACAACCUACACUCAUAAAACGAGAGGAUACCCCAAUAAACUCAACAAUCGGCACUUUGAUGGCAACUGAUGAUGACGGGCCAGAGGAACUGAAAUUUUCAAUACCAGCAGGUCAUGUGACUGAACAGUAUGUAAGACUAGAUAAUGUUCGAGGCUUAAGUACGGAAGGUAGAAAGGCGGACAUUGUACUCAUUAAAGAACUAGACAGGGACUUUACCAAAAAUUCGUAUAUAAAACUGAGAUUUGUUGUGGAAGAUAAUCCGGGAGGAGAGGGCAACAUUAUUGUACAAGAAAUCACUCUAUUUAUAACUGAUGUGAAUGAUGAGUACCCAAUUUUUCGUGAGACCAGAUAUGAGAAAAAUGUUUUAGAAAAUGCUACCAGCGGCUCUUUAGUAGUAACUGUAAAGGCAGAUGACCCUGACACUGGGGAAGAUAUUAAAUACUCUAUGAAGCCUGUUGGUCAAGCCAUAUCUGAUGAUUAUAAAAAUGCAUUUAAAAUAGACCAGAAGUCCGGAAGUAUUACUGUCAAUAACACACUAGAUGCUAACAUACACAAUUACUAUGAGUACACUUUAAUUGCAACUGAUAAUGUUAAAAGAACUGGCCAGUCUGUAUUGCUGAUCAAAGUUGUAGAUGUACAGGACAAGCCACCAUACUUUACCAACCUGCCAUACAGUACCUCCAUAUUUGAAAAUGCUACUGUGAGUACCCAGAUUGUCCAGGUAACAGCUCUGGAUGGGGACAAGGGAGAUUCAAACACAGUCUCAUACAGCUUUGUAGGUGGCCAGACUACAAACUUUGAAAUAGACAGUACCUCGGGUUGGAUAACUGUGAAGUCGACUUUAGAUCGUGAUGCUCCUGAUGUCAGACAAAGUGGAGGGGUUUAUGCCAUCUAUGUUAAG